AUGUAUUUCACAAGUUUGCCUUGUUUUCUGUGUUUUCUUUUGCCCCUCGUCGGAGCUGGGAGUACUGGUGAUACCAAAUCUCGAGAUGUGAAGCAAGUCGCAAUAAUAGGUGCUGGUGCUGCCGGUUCCUCCACGGCUUAUCACUUACACAAAUAUGCUCAAGAAGAAGGCAUCGACGUCAACAUCACGAUAUUCGAGAAGACUAACCACAUUGGUGGUCGAACUCUUACAGUAAACGUCUAUGAUGACCCUCUUAGUCCGGUUGAGUUGGGUGCCUCCAUAUUUGUCGAGGUAAACCGCAUCCUCUACGACGCUGCCAGGAGCUUCAACCUGUCUCUCACUAGCCCCGGAACUGAUGAGAAGGGCUUACUUGGCAUUUGGGAUGGAAAGAGCUUCGUCUACACCCAGGACUCGGAAUCUUGGAAUUGGUGGAACCUCGCCAAACUCUUCUGGAAGUACGGAACCGCUCCGUACUACACCCAUCGGCUCGUCCAAGAGACCGUACAAAAGUUCUUGAAACUUUACAAACACCCUUACUUCCCCUUCAGAUCCCUCUCAGCCAGGGUAUAUGAACUCGGCCUUGCCAAGAUAACGGGCUCAACCGGAAAACAAUUCCUAGAGGAAAACAAGCUCUACGGCGCGUUUGCUCAUGAUAUCGUGCAAGCAAGUACCCGUGUGAACUAUGCUUCGAACUUGGAGUAUAUCCACGGCCUGGGAACCAUGGUUGCGAUGGCCCCUGAAGGCGCAGUAGCUGUUGCCGGCGGUAAUUGGCAGAUAUUUUCUAGUAUGGUCGCGGACUCUGAAGCUCAUGUCUUUCUGAACUCAUCUGUGGCUGCGAUUACCAAAGAAAAGGGCAAUUCUUCUAGCUCGGAGUCGACUAAGUACAGACUGCAGACGACAAUAACCGGUGCUACUAACAACGAGGCAGAAACAUACCCAGUUGCCUUCGAUAAGGUCGUUAUCGCAACGCCGUACCAGUUCAGCGGCAUCAACCAUGACGAGGACGUCAUGUCCCACCCUGUAGACUCGAUCCCGUACGUAGAGCUGCAUGUGACGCUCUUCGCCUCUCCCUACAGGUUCAGUCCAGAGUUCUUCAACCUCGAGCCAGCUGCCACAGUACCCAUCUCCGUGCUCACGACACUGGGCGAAGAUGAUGAAGCGAAACCUGGACCGGAGGGAGCUGGAAGCGCAGGUUUCUUCUCGGCAACUCUAGUCAAGGUGGUGACCAACCCGAAGACGCAAAACGCCGAGUACGUGUAUAAGAUCUUCUCGCCCCACAAGGUAACGCCCGAGUUCCUGUCUCGGCUGCUUGGCGUUCAGGUGCCGGACACCUUCACCCGACCUGCUGAUACCGAGGAAGACACUGGGGAGGGUGCGACGAUGGUCCUUGAGCCCAUAUCGUGGUACCAUCCCACGAUUUUCCAUCCCUAUCCCCAGAAGUACCCGCGCGUCACGUUCCAGGACCCCGUCCUAGGGGACGGGCUGUACUACACGUCGGGCAUCGAGAGUUUCAUCUCGACCAUGGAGACGAGCGCGCUUAUGGGCAUGAAUGUCGCGCGACUAAUCGCUGACAAUUACUUAUGUAGCCGGUGCGCUAGUAGUGAUAAUAAGGGAGAUGAUUGCAAGAGGUUCUCACAUGGGUGGCCAGAUUACUUUGACGGGGAAGACUUGGUCCUCGAAGACUUGCCCCUCGAAGGCAUAAAUGAGCUUUAG
Molecule: messenger RNA, 1713 nt
Organism: Daldinia caldariorum
Lineage: Eukaryota; Fungi; Ascomycota; Sordariomycetes; Xylariales; Hypoxylaceae
Product: Prenylcysteine oxidase
Exons: 3
Coding region: 1-1713 (570 amino acids)
Biological process (GO): prenylcysteine catabolic process; prenylated protein catabolic process
Molecular function (GO): prenylcysteine oxidase activity
Source: RefSeq, a predicted model, not a curated record